GUACUCUUGUUUCUCUCUCUCUCUCUCUCUCUCUCUCUUUCUCGAGCCCCAACAUUCUUUACUCACCUGCCUCCUCUCUCUCUCCCUUGUCUCCAAUGCAACUGUCUAGUCAAAUUAUGGACUUCAGUAUUUUUUGAGUACCAAAUUUUCUGCUAAUGCCAAUGGUACAGUUUUACUAAAAAAUUAGUAAUAUUGUUUUUCUUCCAUUAACCCAAUAGUAAUAACUCCAUUUAUCAUUAAUACUGCAUUUUUUAAGUACUAACCAUUAUGUUAUUUGCUGGUUAAACUUUGUUUGUUUGUGAGUAGUUUUGAACUUCUCAGACAGCUUAGAGAUGCUACUUGUUUGCUGUAAAAACUUGUUCAUUUCUGUCUUAAAAAGUGGGAUUGUUUUAACUCAUUCUUGGUGAAAAAACUCUUUUUUUGUUUUUUGUUUUUUUUUGUUCUUGUUGUUAAAGUUUGUUUUUUUAUUUGAAACCAAGUUGAACACUUGAAUGUUCCUUCUCUCUUGUCUGUCAAAGUUCCCUCCUUUUUUUGUCAUAGAAAACAACAACACAAGAACCUUUCUUUCUUUCUUUCUCUAUCUUCUUCUAAAGGAAAAAUAAAAAACCAAACUUUGUUAAAGAUAAGGGUUAGUGAGAAAAACAUGGGUUGUGUCGCCUCUAAACUAGAGGAAGAAGAAGAAGUUGUAGCUAUCUGUAGAGAGAGGAAGCGCCAGUUGAAACUAGCUGUGGAGAAAAGGUAUGAACUUGCUGAAGCUCAUUGCAAGUAUUUUCAUUCUUUGAAUGCUGUAGCUGCUUCCAUUAAGCUUUUUGUUGCACGCCAUUCUUCACCUUCUUCACCUUUCCUUAUAACUUUCCCUCCUCCUGAUUCUCCUACUCCUUCAUCAACUGAAAAUGUCAUAAACAACCCUAUGUUCCUUCAGCAGACACCAUCAGAGACAAAACAUGAAUCUAUUGCUUGUGAUUCAUGCAUUGCUUCAACAACUUCAGAGUCUUCUGAGGAAGAUUGUGAAGAAAAGUGUGAGGGAGAAUGUGAAGGUGAGAGAGAACAGCAAAGUGAGCAGUCAUGUGGUUAUUACUACAUGCAAAUGCCUAUGCACAUGCCUGUGCAUAUGUCUAUGCCUAUGCAUAUGUCUAUGCCACCUUCAAUGCCAUCUCCGCAGAGAGAUUUUGGUUGGGAUUUCUUUUACCCUUUUGACAGUGUGAGGCAAGAAGUUAUCAGUGGCUACCACAGAAACUCAGAUGAUGAUUUGAGAGCAGUGAGGGAGGAAGAAGGGAUUCCAGAGUUGGAGGAGGAAGUGGAAAGGGAAGAACUUAAGCACAAAGUUGUGGUGAGUGUUGAAGAGAAGAGUAAUGAAGGUGGAGGGAAAGUUAUGAAUAUGAGGGGCGUUGAUAAGGUGAAGGUUGUGGAUGUGAAUACUGAAAAUGUUGGGGAGCAAAAGGGGUUUGGAGUUCUUGAUACACCUGCUGAAGGGAGAGAGUUGCUUGAAGCUUUGAAAGAUAUUGAGGACCAUUUUGUUAGGGCUUAUGAUUCUGGUAAGGGUGUUACUAAGAUGUUGGAGGCUAAUAGAAUCCCCCUUCAUUCUAAUUUGGAGGAAAUAAAAGAAAGUUCGACCAAACUGAUUAACGCAAUAACAUGGAAGUCCAUGUCAUCUAGGUCGUCAUCAUGCAAGAGUCUGGUGGUUCAAAAUAUGAAAAAUUCUUCAAAUUGGGUGGAAUAUAAGAAUGAUCUGUUUGAUGAUUACGGAGGAAUGGAUUCUGGAAGUCAUUUAUUAACCUUAGGAAGGCUAUAUGCAUGGGAAAAGAAAUUGUUUGAGGAGGUUAAGGCUGGGGAUAGCACUCGGAAAAAUUAUGAGAAAAAAUGUGCGCAAAUGAGAAAUAAGAAUGUUAGAGGAGACGAUGAAUUAAGCAUGGAUAUGACUAGGGCUGAAUUGAAAGAUCUGUAUGCUGGGAUCUUGGUUGCAAUUCGACGUGCAGAGUCGAUCUCAAAGAGAAUUCAGAAAAUGAGAGAUGAAGAAUUACAGCCUCAAGUUGUUGAACUAUUGAAAGGCCUGACACAAUCGUGGAAAAUCAUGUUGGAGUCGCAUGAAACACAAAAGAAGAUUCUUUCUGAAGUCAAAUACUUUACAUGUCCUGCAUAUGGGAAAUUUUGCAAUCAAUCUCGUGGGUUAGCAACUCUUCAGCUUGAAGCCGAGCUUCACCACUGGCGCGCGUGCUUUAGAGAGUAUACUGCAGCUCAAAAAGCAUAUGUACAAGCUCUUCACGGAUGGCUAAGUAAGUUCAUAGUCCCCGAAGUUGAAUUCUACUCGAGACGCAAAAAUGUUGCCGUGCCAUUUCAAGUCAACGGGCCACCAUUAUUUAUGAUAUGCAACGAUUGGUUAACUUCCCUGCGAAAGUUACCUGAUAAGACGGUCUCACUUGCACUGAAAAGUGUCGUGAAAGACGUGAAAGCUCUUUGGAUUCAGCAAAAUAAAGAGCAGCAGCAGAAGAGGAAAGUAGAAAGCUUAACAAAAGAAUUAGAUAGAAGAUAUCUAGGGUCGUAUAAACUGAAGACUAAGUUACUUGAGUUGCAAGUAACAGAUUAUAAAUCAGAAGAGGGAACAGUUCAUGAAGAAGAAUGCAUGAUGGAGAAGAGUGAUCAUUUGGAGACACUGAGAAGAAAACUAGAGGUAGAGAAGGAGAAGCGCGACAGUUGCAUGCAAGAAACGCAACGGAUGACACUGAAUGGAUUACAAUCGGGGUUUUCUCUAGUCCUUGAAUCUUUGACAGAGUUCUCUAAAGCAUCACAGAAAAUGUACAACGAUCUUGUAACUUUCAGUGAAAAUAGUGAGAAAACCGGGAAAUUUUCGUAUAUAGAGGGUGGUUGCAAUGUGGAAGAUAACUGCAACAGUCACAAUGGAGAAUAGAAUUGUACUAGUAAUAGUAAGAGAGAUAUUUGUGCAUUAGGGGUGCUUUGUGUAAUUAUGUUAUUAUUAUGUGUGGUGUUAUGUCAAAGCAGCUCGCUGAGACAUCAUCAAUUUUUAAGGUAUUACUAGUUUAGUUGACCAAGUGCAGACAUCAAUUUUUAAUGUAUUUUGCACUAUUAGUGUUGGUAUUGUUGAUUGUUGUUGAGAAUGUUCUGAGUUUUAGUUUUUUA
Molecule: messenger RNA, 3135 nt
Organism: Cicer arietinum (chickpea)
Lineage: Eukaryota; Viridiplantae; Streptophyta; Magnoliopsida; Fabales; Fabaceae
Product: protein ALTERED PHOSPHATE STARVATION RESPONSE 1-like
Source: RefSeq, a predicted model, not a curated record